UUAUCAGAAGUGCCAUUUUACUGUUGGAUAUUACCAUUCACCAAUCGGUUUUCGGUGAUGAAAAAAUUGGCAAGAACCGCCAUCCUACAUGGCCCCGAUAUCAAAGCGGACGAAGUCACGGGCAGAGGCUUGUUAUGAAUAAAACAAAUUGUGUCAUUAUAAUUAAUUUGUAAACCUCGUUAUUUCUACUUUGCUUUUAUUGAUAAAGAUUAGAUAUCGUUAAUUUAUUUAAUAAAUGUGCUAAUUAAGUUCAAACAUUAAUAAAAACUAUUUCAACACGUACGCACAUUCACCAUGGGUAUCCUACAGCCGAUGUGUUUUUUGGCUAUUGUGGUAUUUCUUCAAGUUGUAUCUGGCUCAGCUGUCCAUGAAGCGGACAACUGCACUAAGAGCAACCUGGAGAUCGUUGGCGGUCACAAGGUGUCCGUUCAAGACGUGCCUUUCAUGGUGGCAUUGUACUACAAACCCGAAGGUGCAGAAUACCAGGCGUUCUGCGGCGGUUCCAUCAUCCAUGAGCGCUUCGUGUUAACUGCCGCUCAUUGCCUUUACUUUAUCGACUGGAAACAGCAAGAAAAUGCUACAAAAAGAGUCCUCAUCGGCUCAGACCGCCUCAACGCCGGCGGCAUCUUCAUAGAUGUGGAAGAGCAGUUCAUCCACGAGCAUUUCAGAUUACUUAACAUGACCCUAGAGAACGACAUAUGCCUCGUGAAACUCAAGGAGCCAGUAACGUUUGGUUGCAAGGUAGCGAAAGCAAAGUUGCCCGGUGAAAAUUACGAGUUGGAGGAGGGUACGCUAGUCAAUGUUACGGGAUGGGGUGAUAUCGGAAAUAGCACAGGUAUGGAGAAUGAGCUGCGCCAGACUACAGUGCCGAUCGUGUCUAACGAAUGCUGCCAGAAAGACUAUGAGGAGCUUACUGGAGAGCAAAUAUGUGCCGGAUCAAAAGGCCACGAUUCCUGCCAGGGGGACAGCGGUGGUCCCUUGACCUACAAUGGCGUGCAAGUCGGCGUAGUUUCCUUCGGCGAACGUUGCGGCAUUUACCCCGGAGUCUACACCAGGGUGUCUGAAUACUUGGUCUGGAUCAAUACAACCAUAGAGGAGAACUUGUGAACCAAACAUUUAUUGUAUAUAGGAAAGAAAUAUGUUCUAAGAAAAAAAUGAGUUUGACAACCUAACUAAGCGUUAUACGGCGCCACGUUUUGUGGUAAUGUCAAGCCUGACAAUAUUCUAUUUGGCCCUGAAAUUGUAUCGCUACAAGCAGCUUAGUUAUGGUAUGGCAAUCAUUUCAAAUAAAAUGUCAGUACCGGUUAUGUCAAUGACUGUUUCAAUUUUUUUUUUAUUAAACACAUUUCUUACUAGGCACUACUCCUUUUUGUUAUUACUGUAUUGAAAAUGUGGUUUCUUGCAUCAUUGACAACCUUCUUUGGCAUUUUUGUAGUAAAAUCGUUUAUAAUUGCGACAUCCUUUCUUCUUGCUUAUAUUGGUGACAUUCGAUGACUUUCACCGCCUGUUGUCAAAGAGUCUUCUUGCUAGUGAAAUAAAUUAUUACCAUUGAAAAUCCGCAACGUGGCCAAUUCCAAAUAAAAUCUUGCCAGGGUAUAAGCGAACUGUCAACUUUUGACAGCGAAAGUUGCCACAGAAUGUACGAAGCCAUAACAACGACUUACACGAUUGUUUCUUUGACUUUACACCUCUUCUACUAUUAAUAACUCUUUGUUGUGAAAUAAACUUCAGCAUAAUUUGUUUACGUGUAUUAAAAGUGCAUAAAAAAAUAGUCUUUUUAUUGUUUCUCAUUCGAUAAACAUGCUAAUUAAAAGUACGAUAACUGAGGCCGUGGACUGAACGCACGCGUACGAAGUCGCAAACGUUGUACAGAUAAAGCGCACAGUGCAGUACAAACGUGAGGUGCGACCGAAAGAGAA
Molecule: messenger RNA, 1919 nt
Organism: Cydia pomonella (codling moth)
Lineage: Eukaryota; Metazoa; Arthropoda; Insecta; Lepidoptera; Tortricidae
Product: trypsin 5G1-like
Exons: 5
Coding region: 295-1107 (270 amino acids)
Biological process (GO): proteolysis
Molecular function (GO): serine-type endopeptidase activity
Source: RefSeq, a predicted model, not a curated record